GUCCACCUAUACACGUCCAUGGUAUGUCUGUCAUUCCCUUGUAUCUGAAAGUGGCUCAUAAUAGACAGACUGACAGACAGCUGUGACAUGUUUAGCAAGAGUCAUGUCUGCAGUGACAACGAAUGCCAGAUUCCUGACGGAGGACACAAAGGUGAUGUUGGUUUUGCUCACCUUGAUGGGACUUGGGGGAUAAAUGGAGUGAAGAUGGAUUUCUUCUUCUCGAACCCCGCUAGUGCAGGUCCAGAAAACCCCUACAGGAUGUGUAGUGUAUGAAGGAGCAGAGAGUGGUUCAUAGUGUCUAAUGCAGCAGACAGGUUAAGUAGAGUAAGGCAGAAACAUCACCACUGUCAAGGGCUGAGAAUAUGUUGGUGGUCACUUUAAUUAAAGUAGUUUCAGUUCUGCGAACAGGUCUGUAUGCUGACUGACAUGGGAGCUAAUGCUCUUGUCAGUAGGCCACAGCUGUGUCAACACUACUGGAGUGAGAUGGACACACACUGUCGUCAUCCUGAUGUUCUCAAUAUCAGUGAUGAUGAAAAUAUCGAGGUGGUGAUGUUAUAAACUCUACAAUGUCAAUACUUCAGUGACUGUUAUACAGAAAUGUUGAGUUGUCGUGGGGGGGAAACAUUGCAGUCUCUUGUUCUCAUACGACUAUGCUGAAUUGGUCGGUCGUGUUUCCACUUUUCACUUUCAUCUUGGAGAAAGGACAGAAUUCCGGAAAUUUUAUAAUGCACACAAAAUCGUCUCCAUUCAGAGGCAAAAUUUUAUUUUAUCGUUUUUUUUAAAUUUUGCAACUCUGUAUGAGACCUUAAGUUACACGCUUUGGGAUGUUUUGUGCAGGUAGCCCCAACCCCACCCUGUUUCUCACCUGUUCGCGCGCGAGCUUAGUGACUUUCACCUGCCGCUGAGGCGUGCCAAGAAUAGUGUAUGGAGUGAAGGGCGGGAGAAGAGGAGGGGAGACAGAGAGAGAGAGGGUGAGAAAGGGAGAGAGUAUAUAAAAUAAAGCGGGGGAACAGAACGCGAAUUUCCUCCCAACCUUCAUUGAUGUGGGGUGAGCGGGUGGUCUGCUUUUCAUCAUCGAGAAAAAUCGACGACCUUUGUCUCUCAAUCGCAGGAGGUCAUAGUAGAGAUAUUGCAUCACCAGGCUGGUGACAACCGAUGUCCUCUCAGCUCAUUUUCGGAAACCUUCCAGCCAUUUCGUGGUUUACGGUUCAAAACAUUUUUCGAAAGGUGAAAUAGUUGUUAGCUAUUGUCUUCGACUUCUCUGAGCACUCCUGCUGCUGCCAUGAAGACUGUGACUCAGUAAGACAGGGCAAGAACUGAAGAACUCACCCUUCUUUGUGAACUUUGUUUAUCUCGCAGGAAGUCAUCAGAUAAAAAUAAAUUACGGUUCAACGAUAUCAAGACCGAAGCUUAAACUUCCUUGCUUUGUGGUCUCAGUUUGUCAAGAUGCUACUGCGACUUUAUCGUCUUAGAAUAACAUAAGUCUUCCAAGAAUUCUUUAUUCAUCAUCGUGCAGCGGUAUUCUUCAUGUGAUUACUUGACUACAGUUAGCAAAGCACCUGUGAAGGUCUUACUACACUGACAAGAACAUCAUUGACAACAACGACCCUGAGUCAGGUACGGGAAAAUAUCAAAAAACUUUGAACGUUCGCUUAGAACAUCUUUUUUUAAAGAACUGUUUUUGCCAAAAACAUUGUACUGGAAAAUGGCUUUACAACAAGGGAAAGAGCAGGUCCUCCCUGUCCAGCCAGAAUGGACUUGGUUCAAAAUCCUGUUCGUUGUCUUCCUUCUUCACCUCGCCAUGAUGACCGGUGCACAGCCAGUGAACUCUCACCAAGUGUCCGACUCUACGACACCACAUGAAGUUCAUCCCUCUGUUCAUCGCAGCAGCAGACCUCUUGUCGACAAUCCAAACCCCAGCUUCCGGUAUAUGUACAAGCUUUACAGAAUGAUGGCAAGACAAGACAAAGACUGCUGUGUACAAUACAAGGGGGACAAUCAUAAAGCAGAAACCAUCACAGGGAUUCCAGGUGUUGCAGGAGGCGACUUUCCCAACCGAUAUUUUUCCUUCAACGUUUCUUCCCUCGACGACAGCGACAACACAACUCUUGUUCAGGUUGCCGUGGCAACGAGGUCGUUGCGUCAUUCCGCCUGCCAUGUUAGCCUUGAUAUCGUACAGGAUUCUAGCAUUGAGCGCCCGACCUGCCAACAUAACCCUUUCAACAUCAGUCAUCUAGAUGUCUUCAAUGUCACCUCCGCUGUCCAAUCCCGUGUGGCGUCACGAGAUGAGGACUUUAAGGUCUACAUGGCAUCCGCAGACUUUAUUCGCGUACGAAGCGCCACCUUAGUGGUAUUUCGCAAUAUCCACCCCGACGAGAUCAUGAACCGCCAGUGUCAGCCUUGCUCCACAGGACACGACAGUAUGGAUGAGGAGGAAAACUCGUCGUCCAUAAUACUUCCUCCAGCCACCCGACUGGAGCGUCGCAGGCGAGAUACGGCCACCCUGAUGGGACGCGUGGUUCCGGAAGAAGAGGGGCGCAAUCUCACCAGGUUUCCAAGCAGAGGAAAGGAGGACACCGGCAUCUCAGGGCUUUUCGGGCAACAUCCACUCAGCUCCAGCCUCUCCGCGGACGAUCGCAUGCGAAUCCUUCACGAACGGCGUCGACGCUCUGCGGAACAAAAUGCCAGCGCCACCUACGAGCGAUCUGAUUCCGUUUGCCAGGUGACGGACCUAAUCCUGCAUCCCCUGUGGGACUUAGGCAUAGUGGGUGUGAUCUCGCCCGAACUCUUUCGCAUCAACUUAUGUUGGGGUCAAUGUCCAACGGUCCUGUUUCCCCACGCCGACAGACCGUACCACAGUUACCUGACCAGCUUCUUCACCAUGUACUUCCCAGAGGAUGCGGCGCACAGACAGCCCCCUGUUCCACUCCCGCGAUGCAUUCCGUCGGCAUAUAGUCCAAUGUCAGUGAUUUUGGUGACUAACAACACCAUACAAGUGGAGCGGUGGCGGGAUGCCAUAGUUCGACAAUGCAAGUGUGUGUAACUGCUCGCGCACCAUCAGUUUGUUUGCUACUUCAUUGCGGAGAAUAGUCUGUCUAAACGAACUACGCACAGGCAUUGUGACACAUAUCACCUCAGCAAAAUCAGGUCACAUUUAGUAUUCUUGAAGAACGGCUGACAAAAUAUUCGUGAUGAAUCCUUGUUGGUUCUUAAGAACGUUUUUAAGAAAACUACAAACCAAACAGACAUGUUUUAGCUCUUCACGAGUGAACGGUGACAUUUCAUGUUUUCCGCGGUCUUGAUCGAGUACAGCAGCGAUGCAAAGCCUCGUCUACCCUUUAACAAAUAAUGGUAAAUGUCAAGAUUUGAUUUACAGAACUGCGAGGAUUUAAUUUGAGGAACAGUUUCGAUCUGAGUUUUGUGCUUGAAUGUACCACGUGACUAUACCAUCUGACAAUUAGCAAGUCUUAGCAUGGCAAAGUACUGACAUCGUUGUACAUGAGAGGCAACUCUUACCGAAUGACAAUCAAAAAAGAAACUUUGGCUAAAAUCUUACAAGUGCUUGGAACAGGGUGAGAGUCAGAGGUUUCUGUAAGCAUCGUGGUCUCCUUCGUUCCAUUGUGUCCUGUUCCUGGGAGGCACAGAAAAGACAGCUGGACGUCCGGCUCUCCACAGUAUUCUCUCAAGCAUAAGAUGAAAACAAGGCCUUCGCAAUCGGGCUGUGACAGGUAGUUCAAGACAAUCCGAGCCUGUGACAUAUAAUUCAAGACAAUCUGAGCCUGUGACAUGGAGUUCAAGACACUCUGAGGCCGUGACAUGCAGUGACAUGUACUUCAAGCUCUGAGCCCGUGACGUGCAGUGACAUGCAGCUUACGUAGUUUGUUCACCACGGAUUGAGCCUUCUUUAAGACUUCUACUUUUCAUACUUAGUGAAUUGUUUCCUACUUUCGUAGCCACGAUAUCACAAGAGGUCAUGCAUAUUUUACAUGUAACCCAUCAAUGUAUAUUUUCAAUCAGCUUCAGCUACAUUAUUAAUGCUUUUGUCGGUGACUUCAUAACCGUUUUACUGCUUGUAUGUAAUCCACUUCACAAAUUUAGACUUUAACUUUUGGGUAAAGAGCAAAACAAGAAACAACUUUCUUCUAAACCAUUUUCAAGUAAAAACUUUUUAUAAACCGCUUGUAGAAAGCUUUCUUAAAACAGGUAUCUAGAAACAACGAAUUUUCCCAAUCACUUGUAAAGUAAAGGCAAACAGCGCUCUUCAUCAACCGUUUAAAGAAAACAAAUUACUACUCUGUCUACAGAAAUAGCACAGUUUGUUUCAAACAUUGUGUCGCUUCUUUCUCGAAUUUUAUGUUAAAGAGCGAGGCCUGCCUCUGUAAGUCUUGACUGUAGUGGAAUGUCCGUUUUGGAUAAGUCCAUCGUACAAUAGACAAUAGGCAAGUAACGGUAGACAAUAGACAAGUGGGCAAGAUCACCAAUGUCCUCGAAAAACAAUCAGAGAAUGUAGGCGGGAUUGCAUUAUACCCGGUAGACCAAAUGAAUGCUUUUAUAUUUAGAAAAGCAACACUGUAUAUCGUAGAUCAUCUUACAAUAAAACCGUAGACUGUAAGUAAGUGCAUUUCCCGGCCAGUCGUCUCAACGGCAACAAUGGUUGAACUGUUGCUGCCCUGCUGUAUGUAAAGUCGAGGUUGCACAUGUUGCACGUGUACUUACACGCAGUGAUGAGAAGGGUCACGUGCAUGCUCAGCGGUGUAAGACCCUCCUGUCGGUCGCUCACAUUCCGUGCAGUGCAAAGCUGUAAAGACAGGCUCGCGAUCCAGUCCACAAUCUGAACUUUUCAACUUUCUGACCUACAAAACUGUAGACAGCCAGCUACUUACUGCUCAGGGGGCGCUGUGUGCGCAAGAUGUUCCUGGCCAAGAAUAUUGCAGAAAUGUUUAACUACACACACAUUGGUCAAAAGUAUUUAUAAGCUUUAAAAACUGGUUGCUAUGGAUCUGUAGUGUCCAUACCUUUGGUCCACCCCGUGGCAUUUGAACCUUGGCGCCCGUCAUGGUCAUCGUUGUUAUCAUCGCCAAGACUGUAGCUAUUUGUCCUUACAUGAACCUCAUUUUGUUCAGUGAUGAGAAUGUAGACGAUGGACUGUCGAAAGUUAGCUGUUCGUGAAAAACAACCACUUCUGCGGUUUUAUUUUCUAUAAACAGAGUUUUACACCGUAAAUCGCAACUAACAGUCUUGUUAACAUCUCGUGCUGAGUUAAACUAGUUCUGCUCCACCUUUCAUAAUCAUGCUCACCUAGAACUCACUCAUCGGUUACAUACGACUGUUAAUAAAUGAAAUGUUGAAUGAUCAAAUCAACUGCUUCAUAUUGAAGUGCAGUUUAAUCAAGCAACAUAUGACUACACAGUAUUGUGAAUCGGCAUUGCUCUUAUUCCAAUCGUUCAUCUACUCCUAUGACCUGCGUAUUAUUCAUUUAGUCUGAUGAACUAUUUGUUCCAAUUACCCAAUGUUUUGUUCAAUGUUUCUUCUCAAAUUUUUGCUGCAUAAACAUUGCAUUUAUUAUAAUAAUUAGAAAGUAGAUAUUCACUGUCUCUUCUGUUCUUAUAUAUAUAUAUAUGACGAUUACUUAUUUUUCAUUAGGAUUAUUUCUGUUACUACAUGAAACUCCUAUAUUUGAGGGUGAAGGGUACCUUUACAAAAGUAUAUAAUUGUCAUUAUUGGAUCCUCAGAUCAGUCCCUGUUUAUGUUGUUAUUUUUCUGAUAUCAUACACAUUCCUCUAACUUACAUAUCAUUUUGCAAUAAUUAUUUUUAGUCGAAUAUAUUAUUCGAACAAAUUAUGAUAUAUUUACUUAACUGUUGUUGUAUGCUAAUAAACAAUCU
Messenger RNA from Pomacea canaliculata, 5884 nucleotides. Its product is annotated as transforming growth factor beta-3-like. The coding region runs from base 1706 to 3043 and encodes 445 amino acids. NCBI's taxonomy places the organism in Eukaryota, Metazoa, Mollusca, Gastropoda, Architaenioglossa, Ampullariidae. The transcript is spliced from 3 exons. Gene Ontology annotation, molecular function: growth factor activity; cytokine activity. Gene Ontology annotation, cellular component: extracellular region. The record is from RefSeq and is a predicted model, not a curated record. Gene Ontology annotation, biological process: BMP signaling pathway; SMAD protein signal transduction.